AUGGGGGGUCAGCAGUGGAACACUGGAGGUCAGUGGUGGAACACUGGAGGUCAGUGGUGGAACAUGGGGGGUCAGCGGUGGAACACUGGAGGUCAGUGGUGGAACACGGGGGGUCAGCGGUGGAACACGGGGGGUCAGCGGUGGAACAUUGGAGGUCAGCGGUGGAACACGGGGGGUCAGCGGUGUAACACAGGGGGUCAGCGGUGGAACACUGGGGGUCAGCGGUGGAACACUGGGGGUCAGCGGUGGAACACGGGGGGUCAGCGGUGGAACACGGGGGUCAGCGGUGGAACACGGGGGGUCAGCGGUGGAACACGGGGGGUCAGCGGUGGAACACGGGGGGUCAGCGGUGGAACACGGGGUCAGCGGUGGAACACGGGGGGUCAGCGGUGGAACACGGGGGGUCAGCGGUGGAACACGGGGGGUCAGCGGUGGAACACGGGGGUCAGCGGUGGAACACUGGGGGUCAGCGGUGGAACACGGGGGGUCAACGGUGGAACAUGGGAGUGCUUGAGGGCGGCGAGUAUGCCUUCAGUGCUUGAGGGCGGCGAGUAUGCCUUCAGAGUGCUUGAGGGCGGCGAGUAUGCCUUCAGAGUGCUUGAGGGUGGCGAGUAUGCCUUCAGUGCUUGA
Molecule: messenger RNA, 630 nt
Organism: Procambarus clarkii (red swamp crayfish)
Lineage: Eukaryota; Metazoa; Arthropoda; Malacostraca; Decapoda; Cambaridae
Source: RefSeq, a predicted model, not a curated record